CAUAACAAGUUUUAUACGAUGGAAAAUUUUAACACACAGUGUGUAAAAAAUCAAAUUUAAUUUUAACAUAACAACCACGAGCUGUCAACCAAGGUCAAUUACACAUCCUUUUUCUAUAUUUGUUAAGGUCAAUUGAUAUCAAUUCGAUUAUAAGAAUUCAUCCCGUGAUAUUGUUUAUAGAAUUAUAAAGAUGAGUAAGAAAAUCGUGGACUUAUUAACUCAUCCAACUGAGUUAAGAUCAGUGAUUCAAUUGUUUUAUUUCAGACAACCAUUACAUAUCCCACCACCUCAAUCAGAAAACUUAAAGAGAUGUUAUUACAUCUUGAAUUGGACUUCUAGAUCGUUUGUAGCUGUGAUCCAAGAAUUACAUCCUGAAUUAAGAGAUGUUAUUCUGAUCUUUUAUCUUGUUUUAAGAGCCUUGGAUACGGUUGAAGAUGAUAUGACUUUAGAUCCAGCUGUUAAAAUCCCAUUAUUAAGAACCUUUUAUGAAAAAUUAGAUUUAGAAGCUUGGAAUUUUGAUGGUAGUGGACCAAAUGAAAAGGAUAGAAUUGUCUUAGUUGAAUUUGAUAAAGUUUUAAUUGAAUAUCAUAACUUAAAACCAGAAUAUCAAGAAGUUAUUAAAGAUAUUACUGAAAAAAUGGGUAACGGUAUGGCUGAUUAUAUCUUGGAUGAAAAUUUCAAUCUUAAUGGUGUUGCCACCAUUAAAGAUUAUGAUUUAUAUUGUCAUUAUGUUGCAGGAUUAGUUGGUGAAGGCUUAACUAAAUUAAUGUACUUGGCUAAAUUUUCUGAUAAAGCAACUAUUGAAGAUAAUUUUGUUAAAUCAAAUUCCAUGGGCUUAUUCUUACAAAAGACCAAUAUUAUUAGAGAUUAUAAUGAAGAUUUAGAAGAUGGUAGAUCUUUCUGGCCAAAAGAAAUUUGGUCAAAAUAUACUGAUAAAUUACCUUCUUUCCGUGAUGAUACAUCACCAGAAUCCGAAUUCCAAGGUUUAAGUUGUAUUAAUGAUUUAGUCUUAAAUACUUUAGAUCAUGCUAAAGAUGUAUUAAGAUUCCUUGCUUUAGUUAAAGAUCCAUCCACUUUUAAUUUCUGUGCUAUUCCUCAAGUUAUGGCUGUAGCUACAUUAGCUGAAGUUUAUAAUAAUCCAAAUAUUUUCCAUAAAGUGGUUAAAAUCAGAAAAGGUACUACAUGUCAAUUAAUGUUAGAAAGUAGAACUUAUCCUGGUGUGGUAAGAAUCUUUAGAAAAUAUAUUCAAAUCAUAAAUCAUAAAUCAAAUGUUAAAGAUCCAAAUUAUUUUAAAAUCGGUAUUAAAUGUGGUGAAAUUGAACAAUUUUGUGAAAGUUUAUAUCCUGAUGUCAAACUGUUACCAAAAGGUUUAACUCCUGCUGUCAAUGAAUUAACUGAUGUUCUUAAAGUUAGAGAAUCAAUUGAUAAGAGCAUGCAAAGAAGAAGCGAUCAAGAACUUUUUAAUACCAAUGUCACUAUAUUAGCUAUAUUGACUAUAACAUUUGGUAUUCUCUACAAACUUGUAUAUUAAAUUCCAUCGUGAAAAAGACUUAUUAACAAUAAUCAAAUCAAAUUUAAAAUUUAUAAAAAGAGACGUCACUAGGACACUUGUUUUACAGAGUUUAUAUAAAA
This is a messenger RNA of Scheffersomyces coipomensis, 1632 nucleotides long. RefSeq names its product bifunctional farnesyl-diphosphate farnesyltransferase/squalene synthase (gene ERG9). Gene Ontology annotation, biological process: ergosterol biosynthetic process; farnesyl diphosphate metabolic process. Gene Ontology annotation, molecular function: squalene synthase [NAD(P)H] activity. The coding region runs from base 191 to 1531 and encodes 446 amino acids. The transcript has a single exon. The record is from RefSeq and is a predicted model, not a curated record. Gene Ontology annotation, cellular component: endoplasmic reticulum membrane. NCBI's taxonomy places the organism in Eukaryota, Fungi, Ascomycota, Pichiomycetes, Serinales, Debaryomycetaceae.